Molecule: messenger RNA, 3679 nt
Organism: Erythranthe guttata (spotted monkey flower)
Lineage: Eukaryota; Viridiplantae; Streptophyta; Magnoliopsida; Lamiales; Phrymaceae
Gene: IRX3
Product: Cellulose synthase family protein
Biological process (GO): cellulose biosynthetic process
Cellular component (GO): membrane
Molecular function (GO): cellulose synthase (UDP-forming) activity
Source: RefSeq, a predicted model, not a curated record
AGAAAGAGUUUAAGGUGGUUGAAACAAAGGAAGCUUAGCUUGUAGGCAAUGGAGACUCUGCAACCAACAGCAGUUCUCUUAUUAGGUGGCAAAAGACAUACAAGAAAGUGAUACAUAUUCUACCAUUAAUUAUAUAUAUCUAUGAAUAUUCUUUAUAAAGAAAUUAAACCCUCACAAUCUAUAUAUAUAUUCCAUCACUUCAACCUCUACAUUAUUCAUUACUCCUCCAAAAACACCACCAUCAUCACCGCCACUGCUGCCGCCACCCUCCGCCACCAAUGGAAGCCAGUGCGGGGCUCGUUGCCGGUUCUCACAACCGGAACGAGCUUGUUGUCAUCCACGGCCACGAAGAGCCCAAGACUUUGAAAAAUUUGAGCGGUCAAGAUUGCGAGAUUUGUGGCGACGAGGUCGGCCUAACAGUAGACGGCGAACUCUUUGUGGCGUGCAAUGAAUGCGGUUUUCCGGUGUGUCGACCGUGUUACGAGUACGAGAGGAGAGAGGGAAACCAACUUUGCCCCCAAUGCAAAACCCGAUUCAAGCGCCUCAAAGGGAGUCCACGAGUUGAGGGAGAUGAAGAUGAAGAAGAUAUAGACGACAUUGAACACGAAUUCAACAUUGAUGAGCAGAAAAAGAACACAAAUAUUGCAGAAGCAAUGCUUCAUGGAAAGAUGAGUUACGGAAGAGGACCGGAAGACGAGGAAAAUAUUCAUUUACCUGUUAUAGCCGGCGGUCGCUCCCGCCAUGUUAGCGGAGAAAUCACGAUUUCAAGUCAUGCUUACGGAGACCAAAUGACGGGUGCCUCUUUGCAUAAGAGGGUGCAUCCUUAUUCCGGCACCGAUGAUCCUGGAAGUGCGAAAUGGGACGAGAAGAAAGAUAUGGGAUGGAAAGAUCGGAUGGAUGAUUGGAAAAUGCAGCAGGGUAAUUUGGGUCCCGAGCAUGACGAUUUCGUUGACCCUGACAUGGGCAUUGUGGACGAAGCAAGACAGCCGUUAUCGAGAAAAGUGCCGAUCGCAUCAAGCAAAAUCAACCCUUACCGAAUGGUGAUCGUGGCUCGUCUCUUUGUGCUGGCGAUCUUCCUCCGCUACCGAAUCUUGAACCCCGUGCACGACGCGUUUGGCCUCUGGCUCACUUCGAUCAUAUGCGAAAUCUGGUUCGCCUUCUCGUGGAUCCUCGAUCAGUUCCCCAAAUGGUUCCCCAUCGAUCGCGAAACUUAUCUCGAUCGCCUUUCCCUCAGGUACGAGAGAGAAGGUGAGCCAAACAUGCUAGCACCGGUGGAUAUAUUCGUCAGUACAGUGGACCCCAUGAAGGAACCGCCACUCGUUACAGCUAACACUCUGCUCUCAAUACUGGCGGUUGACUACCCUGUUGAUAAAAUCUCGUGCUAUAUAUCUGACGACGGGGCUUCGAUGUGUACAUUCGAAGCACUGUCUGAAACAGCAGAAUUUUCUCGAAAAUGGGUUCCCUUCUGUAAGAAAUUCACCAUAGAGCCGCGGGCCCCGGAGAUGUACUUCUCCGAGAAGGUUGACUAUCUCAAGGACAAAGUGCAGCCAACUUUCGUCAAGGAACGAAGAGCAAUGAAGAGAGAAUACGAAGAGUUCAAGAUUCGAAUAAACGCAAUGGUUGCUAAAGCGACGAAAGUACCUCCCGGAGGGUGGAUAAUGCAGGACGGUACACCGUGGCCCGGUAAUAACACGAAAGAUCAUCCCGGUAUGAUUCAAGUGUUUUUAGGACAAAGUGGAGGUCUUGACGUUGAAGGAAACGAGCUUCCUCGACUCGUUUAUGUUUCUCGUGAGAAGAGGCCGAGUUUCCAGCAUCAUAAAAAAGCUGGUGCAAUGAAUGCUCUGGUUCGUGUUGCGGGGGUUCUUACGAAUGCUCCGUUCAUGCUGAACUUGGACUGCGAUCAUUACAUAAACAACAGCAAGGCAGUGAGAGAGGCCAUGUGCUUCUUGAUGGACCCACAAGUUGGGAAGAAGGUGUGCUACGUGCAGUUCCCUCAGAGAUUCGAUGGAAUCGACAGACACGAUCGAUACGCCAAUAGAAACACCGUUUUCUUCGAUAUAAACAUGAAAGGUCUAGACGGGAUUCAAGGUCCGGUCUAUGUCGGAACAGGAUGCGUAUUUCGAAGACAAGCCUUGUAUGGAUACGAACCACCCAAGGGGCGAAAGCGUCCAAAAAUGGUGAGCUGCGACUGCUGCCCGUGUUUCGGUCGCCGCAAAAAUCUCCCAAAAUACGCUAAAGACGGUACAAACGUCGGAGGAUUUGAAGACGAUAAGGAGAUUUUGAAGUCACAAAUGAACUUCGAAAAGAAAUUCGGACAAUCAUCGAUAUUCGUGACGUCAACCUUAAUGAUCGAAGGUGGCGUCCCGCCUUCUUCAAGUCCAGCAGCUCUGCUCAAGGAAGCCAUUCACGUCAUAAGCUGUGGAUACGAAGACAAGACCGAAUGGGGCACAGAGUUGGGUUGGAUUUACGGUUCCAUCACGGAAGAUAUCUUGACGGGUUUCAAAAUGCACUGCCGUGGAUGGAGGUCGAUUUACUGCAUGCCUAAAAGACCCGCUUUUAAAGGAUCCGCCCCGAUUAAUCUGUCGGAUCGUCUUAACCAAGUGCUGAGGUGGGCUUUGGGCUCCGUCGAAAUCUUUUUCAGCCAUCACAGCCCUCUUUGCUAUGGUUACAAACAAGGGAAACUCAAAUGGCUCGAGCGGCUAUCGUACAUUAAUACCACUGUUUAUCCAUUCACCUCUCUCCCGCUUCUCGCCUACUGUACUCUCCCAGCCAUCUGUUUACUCACUGGAAAAUUCAUAAUGCCAGAGAUAAGUACAUUUGCGAGUCUAUUCUUCAUUGCUCUGUUCCUCUCGAUUUUCAUAACGGGCAUUCUCGAACUACGGUGGAGCGGAGUGAGCAUCGAGGAAUGGUGGAGGAACGAGCAGUUUUGGGUUAUCGGCGGUGUUUCGGCUCAUCUCUUUGCUGUUAUUCAGGGGCUUCUCAAAAUCUUAGCUGGAAUCGACACGAAUUUUACGGUUACUUCAAAGGCAUCGGACGACGAGGAUUUUUCGGAGCUGUAUGCAUUCAAGUGGACAACGCUUCUCAUACCCCCGACAACCAUACUGGUUAUAAACUUGGUCGGCGUCGUGGCGGGGAUUUCCGACGCGAUAAACAACGGGUACCAGUCGUGGGGCCCGCUUUUCGGGAAGCUGUUCUUCGCGUUUUGGGUGAUUGUGCAUCUCUAUCCGUUCUUGAAAGGUCUCAUGGGCAGACAGAACCGAACGCCUACUAUUGUUGUGAUUUGGUCUGUGCUUUUGGCUUCGAUCUUCUCGUUGCUUUGGGUUCGGAUCGACCCUUUUAUAGUGAAAACCAAGGGUCCUGACACCAAACAAUGUGGGAUUAAUUGCUGAUCGAUAACCGAAAAAAAAGUGUGUACUAUAUGUGCAUUAUUUGAAGUUUGAGGAUCUGAUGAUGCAAGAAGAAAAAUAAAAUAAAGCAUGCAGCAGAAAUUUUGUGGAGCAGUGUGUGUGAUAUUCGAUUUUGUGAAUGACUGAAACAGAAUAUACCGAAAUGGAUACUCUUUUUUGCUGAUUGAUGGAGGCAAUGUAAUGAUUUAUUCGAUUUUUCUGUGCUUUUUUUUUUUAGUUUUUGAUCAAGCUUAUUACACGAGCAUCAAAAUAUUCCAACAUUUUUACGAUUU